Salmo salar (Atlantic salmon) is the source of this 4635-nucleotide messenger RNA. NCBI's taxonomy places the organism in Eukaryota, Metazoa, Chordata, Actinopteri, Salmoniformes, Salmonidae. The record is from RefSeq and is a predicted model, not a curated record.
CUGACCUGGCUUCCACCACCUCAACUCUCUCCCUUUCCUCUCAGACUGUCUCCUCAUCCUCUCCUCUAGUCUCUUAAACUGACUGGAAGACAGGGGGAGAAUCGCCUCUCACACAUUGAUUAGCUGAGGACAAGGGGAGAAUCGUCCAUCACACAUUGAUUAGUUGAGAGGACAGUGGAAGAAUAGUUUCUGAGAGGACAGGAGAAUAAUAUUUUCUGAGAGGACAAGGGAAGAAUAGUUUCUGAGAGGACAGAGGGAGAACCGUUUCCUGGCAGCUAGGAAGAUGAGGAGGUUUCAGUCCAUGAGAUGGUUUCAUUUUUCCUGGUUGAGGAGAGAGACCGCACAGACUGAGACCAGCCCACUCAUACCAAAGACAGACACAUAUAGAGAGUUGUCAGGAGUUCUUCAGGGGACUGAGGAUAUCAGCACAGAAGAACAGGGUCCAGAACCAGGACCAAAUGAUGGACCAGGGAACCAGGGUAGAACCAGGGAGGUAGAACCCAGAGCCAGUAGCAGGCCUUUCUCCCUGAGAGACUGCCUUCUCAAGUACCCCUUGUUCUUCAGCAACCUCCUCUUCACAGUGCUAGGCCUGGUUUUCCUGGCCCUGGGACUGUGGGGCCUCAUCAACAAGGAAUCCUUCGCUCAGGAGAAAAUAGGACAGAUCAGCACCGACCCCAUGCUGGUGUUUGUGAUGCUGGGCUUGGUGCUGUCUACCCUCUGCCUGUCAGGCUGUGUGGGGGCUCUGAGAGAGAACUGCUGCCUGCUCCAGGUCUUCUCAGCCACCGUGCUGGUCCUGGUAGCAGCCCAGGUCCUAGCGGCCAUCGUGGCCUACAGCCUGCAGGGACAGAUAGAGGGAUACCUGAGGUCAGGUAUGCUGGCUGCCAUGGUACGUUACCAGGAUGACCUGGACCUGAGGUUCAUCACAGAUGAGAUCCAGAUAGGACUGCAGUGCUGCGGGGCCGACAGCUACAGAGACUGGGAGGUCAACAUGUACUAUAACUGCUCUGCCCCGGGGGUGCUGUCCUGUGGGGUCCCUGCUACCUGCUGUGUGAACCCCCUGGAGAACGGCACGGUGUGGAACUCCCAGUGUGGAGUAGGAUCCCAGCAGCUGGAUGAAUUCUCUGCCCAGAGCGUCAUCUUUCUGGGGGGCUGUCUGGGGGGCAUGUCCCGCUGGAUAGAGCAGCACACAGGCCUGAUAGGAGCCGUGGGUAUCGUCCUACUGGGGGUUCAGAUCAUCACUCUGUUCAUCACCACACAACUGAUGGAUAACAUCCAGUGCAGUAAAGCUACAAGAUAAUAACAUAUAGUGGAGUAAAGCUACAAUUUAACAUCUGGUUGAGUAAAGCUACAAUUUAACAUCUGGUGGAGUAAAGCUACAAUUUAACAUCUGUUGGAGUAAAGCUACAAUUUAACAUCUGGUUGAGUAAAGCUACAAUUUAACAUCUGGUGGAGUAAAGCUACAAUUUAACAUCUGGUUGAGUAAAGCUACAAUAUAAUAACAACUAGUGGAGUAAAGCUACAAUUUAACAUCUGGUGGAGUAAAGCUACAAUAUAAUAACAUCUAGUGGAGUAAAGCUACAAUAUAUCAAAAUCUAGUGGAGUAAAGCUAAAAGAUAACAUAUAUUGGAGUAAAGCUACAAGAUAACAUCUAGUGGAGUAAAGCUACAAGAUAACAUCUAGUGGAGUAAAGCUACAAGAUAACAUCUAGUGGAGUAAAGUUACAAGAUAACAUCUAGUGGAGUAAAGCUACAAUUUAACAUCUGGUGGAGUAAAGCUACAAUUUAACAUCUGGUGGAGUAAAGCUACAAUAUAAUAACAUAUAGUGGAGUAAAGCUACAAGAUAACAUCUAGUGGAGUAAAGAUACAAGAUAACAUCUAGUAGAGUAAAGCUACGAUAUAAUAAUAUCUACUGGAGUAAAGCUACAGGAUAACAUCUAGUGAAGUAAAGCUACAAUAUAAUAACAUAUAGUGAAGUUAUGCUACAAGAUAACAUCUAGUGAAGUAAAGCUACAAUAUAAUAAUAUCUAGUGAAGUAAAGCUACAAUAUAAUAAUAUCAAGUGGAGUAAAGCUACACGAUAACAUCUAGUGGAGAAAAGCUACAAUAUUAUAAUAUCUAGUGAAGUAAAGCUGCAAUAUAAUAAUAUCUAGUGGAGUAAAGCUACAAUAUAAUAACAUCUAGUGGAGUAAAGCUACAAUAUAACAUCUAGUGGAGUAUAGAUGCAAGAUAACAUCUAGUGGAGUAUAGAUGCAAGAUAACAUCUAGUGGAGUAAAGUUACAAUAUAAUAACAUCUAGUGGAGUAAAGUUACAAUAUAAUAACAUCUAGUGGAGUAAAGCUACAAGAUAACAUAUAGUGGAGUAAAGCUACAAGAUAACAUAUAGUGGAGUAAAGCUACAAGAUAACAUCUAGUGGAGUAAAGAUACAAGAUAACAUCUAGUGGAGUAAAGCUAUAAAAUAACAUAUAGUGAAAUAAAGCUACAAUAUAAUAAUAUCUAGUGGAGUAAAGCUACAAUAUAAUAUCUAGUGGAGUAAAGCUACAAGAUAAUAACAUAGAGUGGAGUAUAAUGCAAGAUAACAUAUAGUGGAGUAAAGCUAGAAGAUAACAUAUAGUGUAGUAAAGAUACAAGAUAACAUCUAGUGGAAUAAAGCUAUAAGAUAACAUAUAGUGAAGUAAAGCAACAAGAUAACAUCUAGUGGAGUAAAGCUACAAGAUAACAUCUAGUGAAGUAAAGCUACAAUAUAAUAACAUCUAGUGAAGUAAAGCUACAAGAUAACAUCUAGUGAAGUAAAGCUACAAUAUAAUAACAUCUAGUGAAGUAAAGCUACAAGAUAACAUCUAUUGAAGUAAAGCUACAAUAUAAUAAUAUCUAGUGAAGUAAAGCUACAAUAUAAUAAUAUCUAGUGGAGUAAAGCUACACGAUAACAUCUAGUGGAGUAAAGCUACAAUAUAAUACUAUCUAGUGGAGUAAAGAUACAAAAUAACAUCUAGUGGAGUAAAGAUACAAGAUAAUAUUUAGUGAAGUAAAGCAACAAGAUAACACAUAGUGGAGUAAAGCUACCAGAAAACCUAUAGUGAAGUAAAGCUACAAGAUAAUAACAUAUAGUGGAGUAAAGCUACAAGAUAAUAACAUAUAGUGGAGUAAAGCUACAAGAAAACCUUUAGUGAAGUAAAGCUACCAGAUAAUAACAUAUAGUGAAAUAAAGCUACAAGAUAAUAACAUAUAGUGGAGUAAAGCUACAAGAUAAUAACAUAUAGUGGAGUAAAGAUACAAGAUAAUAACAUAUAGUGAAGUAAAGCAACAAGAUAACAUUUAGUGGAGUAAAGCUACAAUAAAACCUUUAGUGAAGUAAAGCUACAAGAUAAUAACAUAUAGUGGAGUAAAGCUACAAGAUAAUAACAUAUAGUGGAGUAAAGCUACCAGAUAACAUCCAUAAUGCUAGCUGGACUCUUGUUAUCACUAUGUACUGAUGGACAAAAACUGUAACCAUGGAAAUGUAUUAUGACUAUUACACAGUAAAUGUCCUGGCUAGUGUGUUAGUGGAACCAUAUAAUGUAUUCGCUAGUGUGUUAGUGAAACACUACAAUGUACUGGAUAGUGUGUUAGUGGAACACUACAAUGUACUGGCUAGUGUGUUAGUGGAACACUACAAUGUAUUGGCUACUGUGGGUGUUGUAAUAGUGCAACAGAGCAGUGUUCAGUUAGGAUUCAGUUAAGAUACAGUUAGGAUUCAGUUAGAAUUCAGCAAGGAAUUUGUUAAAGGAAUUUUGUAUCCUAAUGAUAAUAAUUAACAAUCAUUAAGCCUUGACUAAUCCCCAGGGGUUGUAAGACACUGGGUUUAAAUAAUUAGGCAAGGACUCAGCUUUCUGCAAAAGGUUAUUCGGCUUUAUUCAGAGAACGUUCUGAGUUCCCAAUAACAAAGACCUUUAUUUUAUAGUUCCCUCCUUACAUCCACACACAAACAGUAGAUAACCUACGCACAUACAUACACACAAAUAUUAGAUGUAUGUUUCACUCCCCGGAUUUCUCACAACCGUUAAUCACUAUCCAGCGCUGCCCGUUCCUUUCCCCCGAGAUUAGAGAAACCUUGGAGAUACCUCCCGGUUUUCUCCAAAGUCUCUCCAAGUUUCUAAGUCGGGUAAAACAGAGGUCUACUGUUUUCUUAUCUCCCUGCUACUAAAACACACACACAUUUUGUCCCGGGCCUCUACUAGACCUUAUGGGACUAGCCAUUCAGUACCUUAAUUAUUCAUUAUCCAUGCUACAUAACUACUAAUUAAUAAUGGAUUAUUGAUUCAUUUACAUUUAUUAGAUAAUUCUCUUAUCAGAAUUCAACAUGAAGUUCCAUCGGGGACUACGUUGGAAACAAGUUGAAUCUAUUUAACAUGUGAGUCCCUUGUAUUUUUGUAAAAGACAGGAAGCUGUAAUAGUCUAGAAUGUGUCUGCCAACAGAGAGAUCUUACCAGUACCAAGACCAUCCAUCCCUGGAAUAUCAUCUCCAAACCUGAGGAAAACAAUCAACAUCACUUUGUUAUUAUAGAAGAUUAUUAGGACAAUCAUAUUAUCAACUGUAAACUAUCUAAAUGGUGUCACUGUUGAGGUUGUAUGGCUGAACAUGAAUUGUAUCACACUGUA